AUGGGUACGAUAUGUCACUUUAUAAUUGUUUCAGGUUUAACUACCUGCGUCAUGCCAAUGUACUUAACAGAGUUGGCACCUCUAAGACUGAAAGGAGCAAUGGGUGGCCUAUGCCCCUUAGGAUUAACAUUUGGCGUACUAUCUGGACAAGUGUUAUCCAUGAAUAGUUUACUAGGGAACGAGGACUAUUGGCCUCACUGUUUAGCUAUUUACGCAUUGCCGACUUUUAUUUCCAUUUUCGUUCUGCCAUUACUACCAGAAAGCCCAAAGUUUUUGUUUGUUGUAAAAAACCAACCACAAGCUGCCUUGAAAGAAUUGCAAGUGAUUCGUGGAGUACAAAAGGAGUUGUUGAUAGACGAAAUAGAGAGUCUGAAAAUUGAAGCAGACGAAAACAGGAAAAAUGCAGGAGUCAGCAUUGGGUUGGGAAAAGUGAUAACGGAUCGUUCUCUGUUACUACCUCUCACGUUGGUUUGCUCUUUACAAGCAGGGCAACAAUUCAGUGGAAUAAAUGCGGUAUUCUACUAUUCGACUGACAUUUUUAAAGCUGCCGGAUUAACAAGUACAGCUGCCGAAUUAGCAACAAUAGGCGCUGGAAUAUUCAACUUUGCAAUGGCUGUGAUAUCUAUACCUCUAAUGUCAAACGUAGACCGACGCAAAUGCAUGUUGUUCAGCUUAGAAACAUCUAUUGCAUCCCUUAUUGUCUUGGGAUUGGGGCUAAUUUACAUUCAAUUUUUCUCAUGGGUGGCUUACGUAAGCACAAUCGGUCUUUUAGGCUUCGUCAUAUGCUAUGGUGUAGGUUUGGGGCCGAUUCCCUACUUUAUCGGAUCAGAACUAUUUGAGGUAGGAGCUAGAUCAAGCGCCAUGGCAUUGGGCAGUAUGUUCAACUGGGGAGGCAAUUUCAUCGUAGGUCUUCUUUUCCCCAUACUGAAGGUCUAUAUUGGGGCAGCUUGGUUUUUCAUUUUUGCUGCUAUAUCGCUUACAUUAUACCUAUUCGUGAGAUUCUAUCUACCAGAAACCAGAGGUAGAGACACCAGUGAGAUAGCCCAUAUCUGCAGAAACGGUUUUGCUUCCAGGCCAUUGGAAGCGACUAUGGAUGCCAAUAACACCCAAGAUCAUGAAUUGGACAAAACGAAAGAAGCCGACAGUAAUGUUUAACAGGGCAGCCUUGGUCAAGAAAAUUGUACGUUCCAGUAUUUAUUUAUUGAACAAACGGGUGUAGAUUGUUUCGAAAGACAAACGUGAGUUUAAUCAGCACAAAGAAUAUCGAAUCUUUUUUAGUUCUCGAUAAUGUCGAAUGUGCUUCACUUUGGUACAGCGGUAUUCUUAAGGUACACUCUGCAGAAGAUUACUUUGAAAUACUUUUUUUGAGGUAAAUUAAUCUGAUUAAAGCAUGUUUUGUUCAUAAUAAAUUAUAAACAUUCCUUAUGUCCUAAACUGAUUGAACUCUGAUCCAUAGUUAGUAAAUAUAUGGAGUAUACAUGGUGUUUUGAAAAUUGUGAUAUACAUACAUUUAUAUCUUUAAUUCCAAUAAGUUUUAUCUUGCUCACGUAAUUGUUAAGAUUUUAAGUACAAUAUUUAUGUUGUUGCGAUGAAGCUGAUCUUGCAGAUUUUGAAACAUUCGAGAAUCUCUAUUUAGUUGUGUGAUUCAAUAAAAAUGGAAAUAUACAAUGUAUUAUUAACUAAUUAGCUAUAACAGUUUGUUGUGUUUUGUUAUAUAAUACUCGCGGCCAAGUUCGACAAACUUUGAAAAAGCUUCUAAUAUUUAAUAAAACCAACAAGAAAUAAG
This is a messenger RNA of Acanthoscelides obtectus, 1786 nucleotides long. The record is from the annotation of a GenBank genome assembly. NCBI's taxonomy places the organism in Eukaryota, Metazoa, Arthropoda, Insecta, Coleoptera, Chrysomelidae.